CGAUAAUAUUUCCCGUAUAAUCGGUAAUGUGCGGCCACUAGUUUUGCAACAGAUGAUUUUUAAAAAGUAAGAAGUGCGAAAAGUGAAAAUUGAAAAUCUGUUUGGCUAAAUCAACAUUAUUAAAACAAAUAAAAGAAAAAAGGAAUAGCAGCAAAGUGAGAAAAGGAGUUUUUGUACAAGAUGAGUAAGCAUUUCAAAAAAUAUGGAGCACCAAAUCUCAAAACGUCGACCACAGCAAUUCCAAUGAAAAAGGCAAGAUAUGGCAUUGACACUGCCCACCUUGGACAAAACAUUAGUGUAUCCAGUGAAUGCACUAUAGAAUCACGUGGGAUCAGCGUUUCAACGUCGGCCACUAAAUAUACCAAUGAAUCCAACCAAGGCGUGUUUGAAGUUGUUUGCUGCAGCCACUGCAACACGUUUGAAAAGCAGUUACAGGAUAUUGGCAAAAAAUUAGACGACCUGCAAUUGAUAGUCGAAGCACAGAAUACUGCUAUAAUGGAUGCAAUAGCGGUCCAAAAGGUGGCGACUGAGCAAUUGAUUCGCCAAGAAUCAAAAAAUGCACCCAUCACAAAAUAUUUCCCAAUAAGUGACGUCCCAGAAAUGCAUCAGUUGGAGGAAAAAAUUACCCCUACUAACAGAGAUGUAUAUGAAUCUGCGAUGUCUGCUAUUUUAUGCAACAAUCUCAGAAAUAUAAGGCUGCUGUUAAAUAAGGACGUCAUAGCGUCAAUAAACGUGGAUGGUUCACAUGGAAAGAUAAGCUUAAAAUCUUUCCCAAAUUUUUAUGCUUCAUUGACUGGAGCCAUUGCCAAAUUACCAUUUAAGGGAUUGUCGCCGGAGGACGCGCUGCGCAAAGCCAUUGCUUUCGAAAAAGCUAAAUGCUUUAAGAAAGCUUAUCGACAAAAAAAGAAGAAUUCUGCAUCUUAAACUACUACCCCUCCAAUUGUUUUUUUUUUUUUUUAAUAUAAAACUGCAAUAGUACAAAGUUGUAAUAUUUCAGACUUUAAAUUCUGACUUCUUAUUUCUGGACUGAAUUUUUCUUUUUUAAUUUUUAUUAUAAAAUUAUUUAAAAAAUGUGAUUUAUAAAACUCGUAAAGAAACCAGAACGAAUAUUUAUUUUAAAAUUUUCCCAGCUAAAAACUCACAAGAAAUAUUCUCCUAAAAGUUUGUAGCCCAUUUUAUUUCGUUUUUUUUUUCUUAAAGAAUAAAUUUUGUUCACGCGUUAUAUGA
This is a messenger RNA of Bactrocera dorsalis (oriental fruit fly), 1227 nucleotides long. RefSeq lists its product as uncharacterized. Bases 181 to 924 code for a protein of 247 amino acids. The transcript has 7 exons. The record is from RefSeq and is a predicted model, not a curated record. Lineage: Eukaryota; Metazoa; Arthropoda; Insecta; Diptera; Tephritidae.